Molecule: messenger RNA, 954 nt
Organism: Puccinia triticina
Lineage: Eukaryota; Fungi; Basidiomycota; Pucciniomycetes; Pucciniales; Pucciniaceae
Exons: 8
Coding region: 1-954 (317 amino acids)
Molecular function (GO): protein binding
Source: RefSeq, a predicted model, not a curated record
AUGGCACCCUUAACAUCGGUCCUGUCCGAACGACAGAAGGACGAACUAGCGCUGCUCGACUAUCUCUCCUCGGCCGGCCUGCAUUCGACGUUCGAGGCGCUGAAAUCGGAGCUGCCGGCGCAGCAGGACUUCCAGCCGGACCCGAAGGCGAAAUGGGCGGUGCGUCUCCGCUCCUCCUCAUCCGUGCGAGAGCAAAACGGGGUAGUAACCGGCAGACGCUCCCAGACCGGCCACCGCUCCCCCAUCACCGCCCUCGCCUUCCACCCCACCUUCUCCAGCCUCGCCUCCGCAAGCGAAGACUGCACCAUCAAGAUCUGGGACUACGAGACCGGCGAGUUCGAGAUCACGCUCAAGGGCCACACCAAGGUGGUCUGCGACGUCGACUACGACAGCAAGGGCUCCUUCCUCGUCUCGUGCUCCUCCGACCUCACCAUCAAGCUCUGGGACGCCUCGAACAACUAUCGGUGCACAAAAACCCUCUACGACCACGACCAUUCCGUCUCCAGCUCCCGCUUCCUGCCCGGAGACACACACAUCGUCAGUGCCAGUCGGGACCAGACCAUCAAGAUCUGGGAAGUCGCCACCUCGUUUUGUGUGAAGACUCUGCGAGGACACAGCGAAUGGGUGCGCGGGGUGUGGCCCUGGACGCACGGGAAGCUGCUCGCCCCGACGGCGCAGGACGCGCGGAAUAGGGCGCCCGAUCCGGCCUUCGUGGCCACGGGAUCGCGGGACAAGACGAUCCGGAUAUGGGACUGCAACAGCGGCCAAUGUCUCAAGACCCUGGUGGGCCAUGACAACUGGAUCCGGGCGCUCGAGUUCCACCCCAACGGGCGCCUCCUGCUGUCGUGCUCGGACGACAAGACGAUCCGGGCCUGGGACCUGCGCGCCGCCCGCUGCCUCAAGGUCCUCGACGCCCACGACCACUUCGAGAGUCAACCUCCUCGCCUCCGCUAG